AUGGUCAGAGGUGGUCUCUGGCGUCUAGCGCCAACCCUUGCUCGCCGUGCCUUCGCGAGUAAUGCCAGACCAACGGUCUUUGCUCCCCUCGACACCUUCGCUCCUCGCCAUAUUGGACCGGAUGCCCGCGAGACAACCAAAAUGCUCACUUCCCUCGGAUUCGACUCUAUGGACGCAUUUGUGAAUUCAGCUGUCCCUCCAAAAAUUCGAGUAUCCACUGCCGCCGUCGACUCCAUCCCGGCGUUGAGCGAAUCGGAGCUCCACGCACGCGCCAAGGAACUCGCAGGACACAACAAGCUUUACAAGAGCUAUAUUGGGAUGGGUUACCACACGGCCGUCGUGCCUCCAGUAAUUCUGCGCAAUGUCAUGGAAAAUCCCGCUUGGUACACACCAUAUACGCCGUACCAGCCUGAAGUUGCUCAAGGUCGUCUCGAAUCCCUGGUCAACUAUCAGACCAUGGUCACCUCUUUGACCUCUAUGGAUAUUGCCAACGCGUCUCUACUCGACGAAGCUACGGCAGCGGCUGAAGGCAUGGUCAUGGCCUUCGUAUCCGCUUCACAGAAGAAGAAAGUGUUCCUGGUCGACUCAGGGGUCUUACCGCAAACCCUUGCUGUUCUCCGCACGCGAGCAAAAGGCUUCGGUAUUCAAAUCAUCGUGGGUGACGCGACGGUCGAGAUCGCAAAUCCGGCUCUCAAAUCGGACAUUUGUGGUGUUCUAGUGCAAUAUCCUGAUGUUGAUGGCCACAUCAAGGACUUUACUUCCCUCGCUGAAUCAGUUCACGCUUUGGGCGGCCUGGUCGUUUGUGCCACCGAUCUCCUCGCGUUGACAAUGCUCAAACCACCUGGUGAAUGGGGCGCUGAUAUUGUUUUGGGGAACUCGGCAAGAUUUGGUGUUCCGUCGGGUUACGGAGGCCCGCAUGGAGCCUUCUUCGCAGUGUCUGAUAAACUCAAGCGAAAAAUGCCUGGUCGUCUCAUUGGUCGGAGUCGUGAUGCUAUGGGACUUCCUGCUUACAGAUUGGCCCUUCAAACUCGUGAACAACACAUCCGGCGUGAAAAGGCAACCAGCAACAUUUGCACCAGUCAGGCGUUAUUGGCCAACAUGGCUGCGAUGUACGCAGUCUACCAUGGACCAACUGGAAUCAGGCAAAUCGCGGAGAAAGUUCACUCCUUCACGAAGGUUCUUUUAUCGGCAAUUGAACCUUUUGGCUACCGGGCUCAGAAUACCACCUUUUUUGACACCUUAACCAUCGGAGUCAAAGAGGCCACCCGGACGUCUCAAGCCGUUCACACUGCCGCCUCUCUGGCUGGCGUCAACCUUCGUCGCGUAACUGACACGAGCGUUGGGGUUACUUUGGACGAAAGUGUCACCCCAUCAGACCUUGUUGCCCUCAUCAACGUCUUUGCCUCUGCCGCCGGAAAGCCUUUGACCUCACUGAACGAGCUCACCCUGCCUGGAUCUUCUGUCAUACCUUCUACACUUGAGAGAGUGUCAGAGUAUCUUCCUCAUCCUGUCUUCAACAAACAUCAUUCAGAGACAGAAAUGUUGCGAUACAUUCACCACCUCGCCUCGAAGGACAUCGGACUUGUUCAUUCCAUGAUUCCACUGGGCAGCUGCACUAUGAAGUUGAACAGCACAUCCAGUAUGAUUCCUCUCACGUGGCCAGAGUUCAGCAACGUCCAUCCGUUCACUUCGUACGAUCAGGUCCAAGGCUAUCGAGCAAUCAUCCAGGAACUCGAGACCGAUUUGUGCAAGAUUACCGGAUUCCACGCUGCAUCUCUGCAGCCUAAUUCUGGAGCGGCUGGAGAGUAUGCUGGACUCUGCGUGAUCCGCGCCUACCACGAGUCCAGAGGCGAGGGUCAUCGCGAUAUUUGUUUAAUCCCUCUAUCAGCUCAUGGAACCAACCCUGCAUCCGCCGUAAUGGCAGGGUUGAAAGUGGUUUCAGUCAAAGUUCUUGCGGAUGGAAACCUCGAUUUGGAAGAUCUCAAGGCCAAGGCUGAGAAGCACAAGGACAAUCUCGCUGCCUUCAUGAUCACAUAUCCUUCGACUUUCGGUGUUUUCGAACAUGGCGUUCAAGAUGCGUGCAAAAUCAUCCACGAUAACGGUGGUCAGGUCUAUCUGGACGGUGCCAAUCUCAACGCUCAAGUUGGUCUCACAAAUCCUGCAACAUGUGGCGGCGAUGUUUGUCAUAUGAACCUUCACAAAACCUUUGCCAUUCCUCACGGUGGAGGCGGGCCGGGCGUCGGGCCGAUAUGUACCGCUGAACAUUUGUCCCCUUUCUUGCCUUCGCAUCCAUUCAUGCAUGAUGUUGGUGACAAGGCCAUGAACCCUGUCUCUGCUGCGCCUUUUGGUAGCGCGUCGAUUCUCCUCAUCUCAUGGGCAUACAUCAAGAUGCUAGGCGGCGAGGGCCUUGUGAACUCUUCUAAGCUGGCGCUCCUCAACGCCAACUAUAUGGCCCAUCGUCUCUCUGGACACUAUACUUUGCGAUACAAAAAUGAGCAUGGUCGCGUCGCGCACGAACUGUUGAUUGACCUCGCCGAGUUCGAGAAAGCCGGACUCAAAGUGCCUGACUUCGCCAAACGGCUCCAAGACUAUGGCUUCCAUCCUCCGACAUGCUCUUGGCCAAUUUCAACCUGCAUGCUGAUUGAGCCGACGGAAUCCGAAACACUGGAAGAAAUCGAAAGGUUCUGCGAAGCGAUGAUCCAGAUUCGCAAGGAAGCUGAGGACAUCAUCACUGGUAAACAACCCAAAGACAACAACCUGCUCAAGAACGCCCCGCAUCCACCGCAUGUCAUUGCAUUAUCCGAGGCAGAAUGGAGCCGGCCGUACUCCCGCGCUGCUGCGGCUUAUCCUCUACCAUGGUUACGAGAAAAGAAAUUUUGGCCUACAGUAGCCCGAGUUGAUGAUGCAUACGGUGAUUUGAAUUUAGUGUGCGACUGCCCUUCAGUCGAAGAGCUCGCGCAAUCAUGA
Mycena indigotica is the source of this 2967-nucleotide messenger RNA. Its product is annotated as Glycine cleavage system P protein. The record is from RefSeq and is a predicted model, not a curated record. The coding region runs from base 1 to 2967 and encodes 988 amino acids. The transcript is spliced from 13 exons. Gene Ontology annotation, molecular function: glycine binding; pyridoxal phosphate binding; glycine dehydrogenase (decarboxylating) activity. Gene Ontology annotation, cellular component: mitochondrion; glycine cleavage complex. Gene Ontology annotation, biological process: glycine decarboxylation via glycine cleavage system. NCBI's taxonomy places the organism in Eukaryota, Fungi, Basidiomycota, Agaricomycetes, Agaricales, Mycenaceae.